AUGAUUCUAACAAACGAGGCUGCUGAACCCGCGUCACCCGCACACGACGUCGGCUCCCAGAACGAGCUCCCCAGCCCCUCUAAUGGGACAACUUCGGAGUCCUUGCUGGAGGAUCUUGCUACCAAGAUUCAGGAGAAUGCGGGUCGCAUAAGUUCGUUCCUGCGUGACAAUGGCCACACUUUACCGUCGUUCAACGUGGACGCCCCUGCUACCACCCUGCCAGCCUCGGCCCCAACCGAGAUCCACGCCGCAAGACAGGCGCUGAUGGAGGCUGCUUUGCAGACGUUCCAGUUGGCGGCGGGACCCAGCGAGUAUCUGCCACACCUGGCGGUUGGUUAUCAAUAUGUCGCCUGUUUGCGAUGGUUAACCCAUUUUGGAAUCUUCGCUCGGGUUCCUCUCACCGGUAGCGUCUCGUAUAGCGAGGUCGCAGCGUCCGCGAAUGUCUCUGAAAGCCAGUUGAAGACGGUGGCCCGGAUGGCCAUGACGAACCAUGUCUUCUGUGAGCCGGAGCCAAAUACCAUCGCGCACACCGCGACCUCUGCCCUACUGGUGACCAACCCGAUGUUCCACGACUGGGCUUCGUUUAUGUGUGAGGCAUCGGUUCCGAUGGCGUCGAAGUUGGUCGAAGCCUCCGAGAGGUGGCCGGGAAGCGUGGAAAAGAAUCAGACGGCAUACAACGUUGCUUUUGACACUGAUCUUCCUUUCUUCGACCACCUCGCCACUUUGCCGAAAAGAUCAAAGCAAUUUGCGAACUACAUGAAGAACGUCCAGAAUAGCCAGGGCACGGCGAUUCAUCAUCUUUUGCAGGGUUAUAAUUGGGCCGCCUUGGGUGAAGCAACAGUCGUUGAUGUCGGGGGCUCCACUUGUGCCGCCAGUAUCGCACUCGCCCGUGCAUUUCCAAGCCUCAAUUUCAUCGUGCAGGACCUGCCAGAAAACGCCGCAAACGCCGAAGCGGCGAUUGCUGAGCAGCCGUCGAGUAUUGCAUCCCGGAUCUCCUUCCAGGCCCACAAUUUCUUCGAAGACCAGCCCUAUAAAAAAGCGGAUGUCUACCUCCUGCGCAUGAUCCUGCACGACUGGCCCAAGCGCGAAGCGACGGCCAUUCUCAAGAACCUCCUCCCAGCGCUGAAGAAGUCCUCGCAGAUCAUCAUCAUGGACACGGUCCUCCCGCGACCGGGUUCAAUUCCGUCGGCAGAGGAGCGUCUGCUUCGCGCAAGGGAUAUGACAAUGCUGCAGGCUUUCAACAGCCUGGAGAGAGAUCUUGAUGAUUGGAAGGAAUUGCUGAAGGGCGUCGACGAGACACUUUCUCUCGUAAACGUGGUGCAACCGGUUGGGAGCGUGAUGUCGGCCAUGGAAGUUGCGUUCAAGGCGUGA
Aspergillus melleus is the source of this 1371-nucleotide messenger RNA. RefSeq lists its product as uncharacterized. Lineage: Eukaryota; Fungi; Ascomycota; Eurotiomycetes; Eurotiales; Aspergillaceae. Bases 1 to 1371 code for a protein of 456 amino acids. Gene Ontology annotation, molecular function: O-methyltransferase activity. The transcript is spliced from 3 exons. The record is from RefSeq and is a predicted model, not a curated record.